CUUCCCCGCGGGGCCAGGACGGUCCCAGAAACGCGCCCCCGCGGGGCGCCUGAGGCUGGGGAGGCGACGCGCCCCUGCCCCGUCCCUGCCGGCUCCGCGCUCCCUCUCGGGCACUUGCGCCCGGGGGGGCGGCCCCAGCCCCGCGCAGCCCCGCACGAGCGGCCACCGUGGGCGCGCGGCCGGCCCCGCAGGGUCGGUGCUGCGCGUGGGGCGGGGCCGCGGCCGAGAGGUGCCGGCGACCGCGCCCCCAGGAGGAAACAGACGGCGGGCGGGGCGCGGGCUCGGGCCCGAGAUUCACGUCGCUCGUGGCCGCCUCCCGGGAGCUGCGAGGUGUUUGUCGCCGGGCGGCAGGUCCUGCCGCAGCUGAGAGAAUGGCCUCCGCAGGGAACCAAACAAAGGAACUCGAAAAGGACAAUUUGAACAGGGCCAGCUUCGUACAGCUUUGCAAUCCAAACAUAGCCACGCUGAAGGAAGAUGUUCUGUACCAUUUCGGCCUCAGCACCAGCACGCACGAUCUCCCCGCCAUGUUUGGGGACGUGAAGUUUGUGUGCGUUGGGGGCAGCCCUUCCCGGAUGAAAGCCUUCAUCAAAUACGUGUCUUCAGAGCUGGGCCUCGGCCGUCCGGGCGAGGACCAUCCAAACAUCUGUGCGGGGACCGAUCGUUAUGCCAUGUUCAAAGCGGGGCCGGUGCUGUCUGUCAGCCACGGGAUGGGCGUGCCUUCCAUCGCCAUCAUGCUGCAUGAGCUCUUCAAACUGCUGUACCACGCCCGGUGCUCUGGCGUCACCGUCAUCCGCAUCGGCACCUCCGGCGGGAUAGGUCUGGAGCCCGGCUCCGUGGUCAUCACCCGGCAGUCGGUGGACGCCCGCUUCAAGCCCGAGUUCGAGCAGGUGGUGCUGGGGAAGCGGGUCGUGCGCCGCACGGACCUGGACGAGCAGCUGGUGCGGGAGCUGAGCGAGUGCGCCGAGGGCCUGCGCGAGUUCACCACGGUCGUGGGCAACACCAUGUGCACGCUGGACUUCUACGAAGGGCAGGGCCGGCUGGACGGCGCGCUCUGCUGCUACACGGAGGCGGAGAAGCAGGCCUACCUGCAGGCGGCGCACACGGCCGGCGUCCGCAACAUCGAGAUGGAGUCCUCCGUCUUCGCCGCCAUGUGCAGCGCGUGCGGCCUGAGAGCGGCCGUGGUAUGUGUCACCCUCCUGGACCGCCUGGAAGGGGACCAGAUCCGCAGCCCCCACGAGGUGCUGGCCGAGUACCAGCAGCGGCCGCAGCGGCUGGUGGGCCACUUCAUCAGGAAGUGCCUCGCGGGGGCCUGAAGUCCCCUGCAUCUCAAAGGCGAGCGGUUGCCAUCGCCACAAAUAAAAUCGU
This is a messenger RNA of Hipposideros armiger (great roundleaf bat), 1365 nucleotides long. RefSeq names its product uridine phosphorylase 1 (gene UPP1). The record is from RefSeq and is a predicted model, not a curated record. Gene Ontology annotation, biological process: uridine catabolic process; nucleotide catabolic process. The transcript has 8 exons. Lineage: Eukaryota; Metazoa; Chordata; Mammalia; Chiroptera; Hipposideridae. Gene Ontology annotation, molecular function: uridine phosphorylase activity. Gene Ontology annotation, cellular component: cytoplasm; cytosol. The coding region runs from base 372 to 1313 and encodes 313 amino acids.